GAAGUUUGGGACGGUUUAUCAGAACGCCUGCAGAACGAUUGGAUGGUGGCUGGUGUUUAUUUGGGCCUCGCUGGUUUAGUGAGCGCUCCUUUUCGCGUGUUUACAGGACUUUAGGUGUUUAAAGAGUGUGAUAAAUAUGUUGUACAGGCGGUAGAGUAUAGCUAGCCGCUCUGUUUAUGUUCUAUUUAGCGUUAAUAUACACAAACCGUGCUGGGAGGGAGUGUAUCUAUGUUAGCUAGGUUAGCUUGCUAGCUAGCGUUAGCUAUGUUGUUAGCAGGCUAGCUAGCUAAGCGUGUUAUUUUUGGUGUCGUUUUAAUACUUUCUAACCCAAGUCUAACUAGUACCUGUUAGUUAUUUGCGUUGUUUGCUUUAGUGUCGGGUCUUUAAACAGGUUUGUUUACGCAUAGGUUAGCUAAUUAACACAGUUAGAUAACCUAGCUAAUUAGGUUAUCUAGCUAACUAACUAAUACUCUCAGAUAUGGGCUCAUCUAAGAAACACAAGGAGAAGGAUAAGGAGCGGGACGCAGAGGACCGACACCGAGAACACAAGAAACACAGACAUAAGGACAGAGAACGGGACAAGGAGAGAGAUGGAACUCGAGAAAAGGAGGAGAAGAAAAGGAAAAGGUCCCGCUCCAGAGAGAGAAGCAGCCGGGGAGAGAAGGAGAGCCGCAGUAAAGGAGAGAAGAGCAGUGGAGAGACUCGUGUAAAGAAGGAGAAACUUGAUCCAGCUUUUGAAGAGGCUGAAGAUAUGGCUCCAAAGUCUGCGGGUGGAGAUGCUUCACUCAGCAUUGAAGAGACCAAUAAAUUGAGGGCCAAACUUGGUCUGAAGCCUCUUGAGCUAAAUGAGAAUAAAAAAGAACUGGGCACAAAAGAAGAGCCCCUGCUAGCUGAGACUAUCAACCCUGUACAGAUCAAACAGCAGGCAGAGAUUAGGGAGAAACUGGCUGCACUCAAACAGAAGCGUCUGCUUAAUCAGAAACUUGGCAAGGUUAAGACACUUGGAGAGGAUGAACCUUGGUUGGAUGAUACUGCUGCCUGGGUGGAAAGAAGUCGCAAACAGGCUAAGGAAAAGGAGUUGGCAGAAAAGAGAGCCAAACUUCUUGAAGAAAUGGAUGAAGAGUUUGGUGUGAGUAACCUUGUGGAACAGGAGUUCGCUCAGACUAAGAAGGACGCUUACAGUUCUAGAGACCUUAAAGGUCUCUCAGUACAGCACAAAAUGGAAUCCUUUAAAGAGGGGGAGACUGUAAUUUUGACACUGCAAGACAAAGGUGUUUUGGAUGAAAAUGAAGAUGUGCUGGUGAAUGUGGGUCUGGUGGACAAAGAGAAAGCUGAGAAGAAUGUGGAGCUUAAGAAAAAGAAGCCUGAGUACAAACCUUAUGACGAAGAGGAGAGCGUGGAUGACAUGGUCACGUUCAAGCCGAAGUCCGUUCUGUCAAAGUAUGAUGAAGAGAUUGAUGGAGAGAAGAAGAAGAGUUUCCGUCUGAGUUCUGGAGGCUUUGUCGGUGGGGAGAGAGAGCGCGAGUUACAGGCCAUCAGGGAGAGCCUGCAUAACCAGGCACAAUCUCUGGAAAUGCCAGCUCUCACCCUGGCCUCGGAGUACUACACCCCACAAGAAAUGGUUGGCUUCAAGAAGACCAAACGUCGGGUGAAAAAGAUCAGGAAGAAGGAGAAAGUUGCCAGGGCGGAUGAACUCCUUGCAGAUGACACUCGCAACACAGAUUUUGGCUCCAGGUCACGAGGACGAGGAAGGAGACAAUUGAAGGAAGAUGAAGAUGAGGAAGACUUUCCUAAAGACGAAGGCAGCAGCAGUAAAGUUGUUGAUGUUAUACAGCAGUCGGAUGACAUUCGAAUGGCUGACAUGGAUAUUAGUGAUGAAGACGACUUUGUUGUUCCGGAGUCUGAAGCCAUUGAAGAGGAUGAAGCAGAGCAGGAACUUCAGAAACAGCUGGAGAAACAGAGGAAGCUUAAACAGAAACAGCUGCUGAAAGAUUCAGGAGAAAAGGUGGUUCAGCAUUUUAGAGAACCUGGAAAUACAAACGAUGAAGAAGAAGACCCUGACAGGAAGAACAACAUUGUUUUCAAUGCCACCUCUGAGUUUUGCCGCACACUGGGAGACAUCCCCACCUAUGGCCUGUCAGGCAACCGAGAGGACCAGGAGGACAUUAUGGACUUUGAGCAGGAGGAUGAGCGUGAAGGAGCUGGAGGCUCAGAUUCAGACAUGGAUGAUAAUGUGGGAUGGAGCACGGUUAACCUGGACGAGGAGCAGAAACAGCCCGAUUUUGCCACAGCUUCAACCACCAUUCUGGAUGAAGAGCCCAUUGUUAAUUCUGGCCUUGCUGCUGCUUUGCUGCUGUGCAAAAACAAAGGUCUGUUGGAAACGCAGGUGCAGAAGGUGGCACGAGUCCGUGCUCCGAAAGGAGCUCUGCCUAAUGACAACUACUGUAUUGAAGAUAAGAUGGCCAUUGAUGACAAGUACAGCAGGAGGGAGGAGUACAGGGGUUUCACCCAGGAUUUCAAAGAGAAAGACGGCUAUAAGCCAGAUGUGAAGAUUGAAUAUGUGGACGAGUCUGGACGCAAGCUCACUCCUAAAGAGGCUUUCAGACAGCUAUCCCACCGUUUCCAUGGCAAAGGCUCUGGAAAGAUGAAGACUGAGAAAAGGAUGAAAAAACUGGAGGAAGAGGCGCUGCUGAAGAAGAUGAGCAGCAGUGACACUCCUUUAGGCACGGUGGCUCUGCUGCAGGAGAAGCAGAAGUCGCAAAAAACUCCAUACAUUGUGCUCAGUGGCAGUGGAAAGAGCAUGAACGCGAACACCAUUACCAAAUAGAUGCAUCUGAUUUAAAACCAUCAAUGUACUCCUCUACAGCAGAACAUCUUAGUAAAGAAAACGCCCUUUCAGAAGAUAGACGUCAGUGAAUAUAAUCCGCCAGCCACACAGAAGUGUAUAUAAAGACUUAGACUUAUAUAAAGGCUUAUAAUUGAAUCUCAUGUCUGAAAGGUUCUUUGUAAUUGUCUCUUUUAUUUCUUAAUUAAAACCAUGUGCUUUAAAACAGA
Messenger RNA from Astyanax mexicanus (Mexican tetra), 3054 nucleotides. It is a transcript of the gene sart1, whose product is annotated as spliceosome associated factor 1, recruiter of U4/U6.U5 tri-snRNP. Gene Ontology annotation, biological process: mRNA cis splicing, via spliceosome; maturation of 5S rRNA. NCBI's taxonomy places the organism in Eukaryota, Metazoa, Chordata, Actinopteri, Characiformes, Acestrorhamphidae. The coding region runs from base 479 to 2827 and encodes 782 amino acids. The record is from RefSeq and is a predicted model, not a curated record. Gene Ontology annotation, cellular component: U4/U6 x U5 tri-snRNP complex. The transcript has 20 exons.